Tuber aestivum (summer truffle) is the source of this 154-nucleotide messenger RNA. NCBI's taxonomy places the organism in Eukaryota, Fungi, Ascomycota, Pezizomycetes, Pezizales, Tuberaceae. The record is from the annotation of a GenBank genome assembly.
CUUCUCCUCGAGCGUGGAGCAGAUGUGAAUGCCCAGGGUGGCUAUCAUGGCAAUGCACUACAAGCAGCUGGAGCAAACGGAAAUGAAUCGGUUGUGGGACUUCUCCUCACUCACGGGGCAGAUCCCAAUUCAGAGGCUUCGGCGGAUCACACAA